This is a messenger RNA of Penicillium diatomitis, 1356 nucleotides long. RefSeq lists its product as uncharacterized. The record is from RefSeq and is a predicted model, not a curated record. The transcript is spliced from 2 exons. Lineage: Eukaryota; Fungi; Ascomycota; Eurotiomycetes; Eurotiales; Aspergillaceae. The coding region runs from base 1 to 1356 and encodes 451 amino acids.
AUGCUGCGUGUCUUGUCGGCGGGGCAGUGGGUUCACUCCCCCAUCACCUCUGCGGUGGUGGUCACCUCAGUUGUGACUGAGACUGUUCGUCCCACGGUCACCUCGACCCAGAUAAUCAUUGUUGGAUUGACACGGACGGAAGCCUCCUCACCAUCCUCACCAUUCGCACCAAACGCUGGACCGUCGCCUCAGCCAGAAGUGACUGGGUGGCCGACGCAACCGGAGCCUGAUCAAACAAACGCAGGUCAAACGCAAACAUGGGCACCGGACAUUCCAAAUCCGAGCCACCUGCCAGUGCCAACUACCUCGCUGACAGAGCAAACGCAUCCCACGCCCACCAAGAUCACGGCAACCUUGAUGACCUCUCUCAGCGACAACCCUGCGCGAGCUCCAUCUGUCUUGCCUCUUCCCUUGCCAAGUGUCGUGACAUCCUCGAUGUCAACCUCGACGAUGAGCGUUGCGAGUACGGCGAGCUCGAGGCCUGGAACGACGUCCCUUGACCCCGAGCUCAGAUCACGCACGCUGAUCACGUUCAGUCGCGCGCCCGCCGCGAUCACCCCGAUGUCGUUCCCUGUCACGUUCACCUCUCUUUCGGCUACGCCUUCUCUCUCAUCGGCCGCAGGCGUCACAUCAGAGUCGACAUUUGCCGACAGUCCACAUAGCGAAAGCAAACCAGCCAUGCCGUCAGGUGCUAUUGUCGCGUGCGUGGUCGGGGGAGUGGUGUGUCUGGGAUUGGUCAUUCUUGCCUGCAUCUUCUGUUCAAGACGAAAGGGUCAAGGAUUACUGAGCAGCCUCGGCAUGGCUUCACGGCGCAAGAGCGAUGACUCUCUCACCACGCUGCACGCCCUGCGUGAUAGCGAAGCUUUCCCCAUGGGCGCCGUCCUGCCGUCUCAGCAUCCGAACAUGGCUCUACAAACCACGCUCAAUCAACUUCCACUUGUGGAUCCUGCCAAGCACGAGUCGACAAUCAGUGUGAGAAUCUUACCGUCUAGUCCUCGUGGUAAUGAGGUCGGCCUUCCCCCGUGCUGCUCCGGCGCUCCACGAAAUCAAGUGCAGACCUGCCUGCGCACGCCCUGGACAAUGUCUGAUCAUUCGGACUAUGGAUCAGAUGAAUCCAAGCUCGACUAUCUUCGUCCCGUAGACUUUGGCAGUGAGGCUCAUGUCAAUUCGUUACACGCGGCAUCCAACGGCGCCAAAAAGGACACGAUCAAGGUCAACCUCACCGGAUUCCCCGAACUUGAUAGACUCGCACCUCGGAGAGACUAUGAGAUGCGCAUGAGGACCCGUAGUAACCCGUUUGACCUUGAGUUACCGCUCACAGAUGUGCAAGAGAAUGAGCGACCCAACAAGGCGUGA